ACAAGAUUAUGGGUGACAGAUUGAAUUUGAAGGGACAAGAAGGAAAUGCUGAAGAAUGCGCAAAUUCUUCAGAUAAUGUCAAAGAAAUGUUUACAGCAACCACCGAAUUGUCAAAACUCACUCAAAAGGACACAGUGAUAGAGGGAAGUGCAAGAAAAGCAAUUACAAUUUUGGUAGCCAUUUUUCUGUCCUCUCUUUUGAGCUUGGGAAUUGUUUAUUAUAACUUUCCAGAAUUACAGGAAGAUGAAAAACUUCAUAUUAAGCUUCCAAAAAACAUUGAUGAUGCCAAAAACUUAGGAAAAGUUCUCUCUCGUUACACGGGUGAUCAUUUCUAUACCGUUAUUGGAGGUUACUUUCUCACUUAUAUAUUUCUUCAGUCAUUUGCAAUUCCAGGAUCAAUAUUCCUAAGUAUACUUUCUGGUUUUCUCUUUCCUUUUCCUUUAGCCCUGACAUUGGUAUGUUUGUGUUCUGCUCUAGGAGCAUCCUUUUGUUAUAUUCUUUUUUAUUUGGUUGGACGUAAGUUAGUCUUGAAAUACCUACCAGUUCGAGCAGCAGAGUGGGCAGGACAUGUGAGUCGACAUAGAUCUCAUCUUCUGAACUAUAUAAUAUUUCUUCGUAUCACUCCUUUCCUUCCUAAUUGGUUCAUAAACAUCACUUCUCCUGUAAUAGAUGUUCCACUGGCACCAUUCUUUUUGGGAACAUUUCUAGGUGUGGCUCCUCCAUCAUUUGUUGCAAUUCAAGCUGGAACAACACUGCACCAGUUGACUUCAUCUCGUGAUGCUUUCUCCUGGACAUCUCUAACUGUGCUAAUUGUUUUUGCUCUUUUGUCAAUGAUUCCAGUACUAUUUAAAAAGAAGUUGAAGGAAAAGUUUGAUUGAUUUUGAGUAAAGUUAUGAUUUGUCAUUAUUAAGGAUGAUAAAAGGAGUAUGAAUUAUUUGUAGUGUGUUAUAGCUUUGUUCAAUUUAAUUUUUAAGAGUAUUGUAAUUUUUCUUGUUAUUUAUUGAGUGACAAGGAUUAUUUUAACUUGCUUGUAAACAAAUAAGUCAUAUUUAAAAUUUUCAUUUAAAGUAUAAUAUUCUCAACUGAUACCCUUAAAAAGAAAAUGCAUAUAAUAACACAAUGUUACACUAUAAAAAGAAACAGUUCCUUAAUUUUACAGAUAUAAUAUACAGUCUUAACAACUGUAAUGUUACAAAAACAAAGAAAAGGAUGUAUAGACCCCCCUCCAUUAAUAAAAGUUGCUCACAUGCAAAUAGAUAAUUUUCUGCAGCAUAAUUUAUGAAUUAUCUCUGCUCAUUAUUUUAAAUUUGGUAACAGAAACUAUGAUGUAGUUGAAACAAGUGGUAUUUGUAUAUUUAUUUACCAGAAUGGUGUUUUAUUCCUGAAAUUUUAUCUGUUUUGAUAAACACUAUUUCAUGAAAGUUUUCCUUAUUUUAUUAAAAACAUUCCUUCAUGCUUCAAAAUCAUGCCUAUAAAAACUAUGAUGCUAAUGUAAUUGUGGAUGUAAGUAUACAUUUUCAUCUGUUUCUUACAAAGUAUUAUUUUCCAGCAAAAUUGUAAAGGCUUUCAGUUUUUACUUAUUUAUCCUGGAUAUUAUUAAACAAUUUUACUUUAGAAAAUAUAAGAUUUACCAAGAGUAGAAAUUUUACAAGAAAUCAUUCCUAUUAUAAUAUCUCCAGUAAAAUAUAAUCACUUUAAAAAUAUAAUAUUGAAAUAAACUCAAGUAAUAUUUAUUUGUAUCCACAAUUAAAAAUGUUUGUGUGUUUAUGGUUAUGGAUUAGAGAGAAACAAAUAUCUAAUAAAACAAUCAAAAAUUGCUAGCUGAUUUAGUCUGUAGUUUUCGGAACUACGUGUAGUAUUAGAUAAGAAAAUGUUAUGUGCUUCAAGAAUUUGAAAUGAGAAAGUACGUGUAACAAUUUACCUUCAGUUUCAUGAAAUAAGUCGGUUAACUGGAAAAAUUAAUGUGGUCAAAGAUCUAGUUUAUGUAUGGACAGUAACAGAAGUGUUGAUCCAUAAUAAUAACACGCCUAAACCCCCGUAUUGAUAAAGGAUUCACAUAUUUAAAGUUAUAAUACAUUUGAGAAUGUCUAGCUUCACAUGAUCAUAUACUAGGUAAGCUUAAGGUUGUGUGUAUUUAUAGAAUGUGCACCAAAAUGUUGAGUAUUUCUUCAAAAUGAUAGGCCAAGGUUUUUAAAUUAUUUAUAAUUUAACAAAAAUAUUUAUUGGGAUAUUUAAAUGAAUAUAUUCCAAAUAUAAGGCUUUUUCAGUUACAUUUCAUUGUCCAUUUGUCUAUUAUUUUUGAUUACAUAGUAAAGAAUCUUCCUUGUUUUGUAUGAUAUUUAGCAACAACUCUUGAAUUUUGAGUAUAUAGUUUUGCUAUAUAAACAUAACGUAGCUAAUUGAUUUAAUACUUAUACAAUCCUUUACAGAAUUGGAGGUCAGGUGUGAGGUAUCAAAGCUGUAAACAAAAUUCUAGUUCUUUGUUUAUAGAUGAAGAAUUGUAUAAAUUAUUAAUCAGUUAUUUAUUAUUUUCAUGCAGACUUGCAGGUUUAUAGGUAUACACUUAUCUCAGUAUAUUUUGUAGCUUGCAUUUAAUCUUUAAAGUGAUUAAUAAUGUUAUAAUAAUAAUAAUAUGCAUGUUGUUCAAUUUUUUCAAUGCUUCAUUUUUGAAUUUUAAAAUUUUAAUACAUUUCUCUAUUAACUCUCAACAGAUAGGCCAAAGGGCACAUGUUGUGAUGUUUUAGAGAGUUACUUUCAAAAUGUAAUUAAAAACUUUAUUAUAAUUAUAUAUCGAUAAUAUUGUCAUCACAACAUAGUUUAUAAUUA
Messenger RNA from Limulus polyphemus (Atlantic horseshoe crab), 2826 nucleotides. RefSeq names its product transmembrane protein 41B-like. The transcript is spliced from 7 exons. Gene Ontology annotation, cellular component: endoplasmic reticulum membrane. The record is from RefSeq and is a predicted model, not a curated record. Lineage: Eukaryota; Metazoa; Arthropoda; Merostomata; Xiphosura; Limulidae. Bases 9 to 878 code for a protein of 289 amino acids.